Molecule: messenger RNA, 1642 nt
Organism: Cryptococcus deneoformans JEC21
Lineage: Eukaryota; Fungi; Basidiomycota; Tremellomycetes; Tremellales; Cryptococcaceae
Exons: 1
Coding region: 485-1474 (329 amino acids)
Source: RefSeq, a predicted model, not a curated record
UCUUCCUUCCUUCUCCCAUACACAACGCAUACUACUACAACAAUUUAUUAUCAUCACACAUUCGUGAUGUGCUGCUAAACAGCUUCUUCCCGCUCCGCACUUCGAACGGCACAAACACAGCCAGUCGUUCUUCACAACGCAUUUAUAACGCUCUACCCCUCCAAACACUUUCAAUACGUCGUCCACACCGUUUAACCGGUUCAACACCAAUCACAUCCAACAUGUUGCUCUUCCACGCACCUCCAACUGCUGUCCUCCGAGACCAUCCUAUACUCCCACUCUCAGCGAACCCACCGCCGGGCCUUCUAGUAUCCAAUCUGAUCAACGACUAGACAAGUCUACGUUUGCCUUUACGGCCUCACCACCAGCAUAUUACACGUCUGAAUUACCAAAAGCUCUAGCAGAGCGUCGUAUUACCCCUACACAUUUUCCUUCACACCCACCUACACUACCUACUACUCGACGUCGUAUCACAUCCGACGAAAUGCGUUUCACAUCACCCGACACUCGUCCUUCUCUCACUCCUCUCGGCUACCGUCUCCUUCAUCUUUCGGAGCUGAAGCUGUCGUCUAUGGAUGGUAGCUCCUACGACGAAGGAGUAUCACUCUGGAAGGGUGUGCUUGUUCGCGAGGCCGUCCGUUCCGCUUGGAAGAGCGUGCAAGACGGGUCAGUGCCUGAGAUGAAUGAUUGGUCAGCCAGGGGAGCGAUGGGUUUGGAUAUUUAUGAAGAAGAGGUCGAAGAAGAAGAAGAGCAGCAAGAGGAGCGUUGGUUCGAGGAUAUGGUGACUAGCUUUGGCGAAGAAGAAUACGCCGUCGAGGCCGCAGACGGAGAACACGAGUGGGUUGAGAGCAGCGUUUCCAUUCCCGAGUACGAUCUCGACUUCAAUGUCGACGGCAUGGAAGCCUACACUUUUCCUGCGUCUUCACCAUCUACUCCACUUCUUGAUGAUUCUCACCUCGAGCCUUCUGGUACUGUCGACAUUAUCGAGGUUGACGAUGACGAAUCUGAUAUUUCUGAUGAAGACCUUGCCUCCCUUGCACAAUCCCAGCAUUGGCAUUCUCCAAGCACCAUUUCCAUGGCGGCCACCAGUCCAAGCACCCCCAUACUUUUUGGUCACCCGCUCUCGUCUCCUAAUUCGCCCACCCUUUCUCCUGUUCCUUCACCAACCCUUCUUGCCCCAACACCCAUGCCUCUUCCUGCUGCACUCACCGGCAGUUUUGUUUUCCCCGAUCCUCGAAGUUACUACACAGACUUUGAGGAGUAUGUUGAUGACUUUAGUCUUCCACCGCCUCUUCUCAGGUCGAUGUCUAGUUCAACGACAGAGAGCGACGUAGACGAUGGUGAGGUGUGCAAGACGCCGCCUUUAAGAACGGAGGAACUUGAGUAUGAGUCCAGCGAAGAGGAAAAUGUAAAAGAGGAAGAGUUGUUGAUGGGGCUUGGUUUGAGGAUAGGACAUUUAAAUCUGAGACUUUGAUUUUGGUUUAGUAAUUAUUUUUAAUUGGGAUCUUUAGUUGUCUUUGCGAGAAAGACGAGGAGUAAAUUAGAAAUCAACAAAAAAAAGUUUUGUCUGGUAGUGUUUUCUUGAGCCUUGGUGUAGUUUGUGUUUAUUCCAUACGUAUGCAAUUCCCAUAUGAUGACCUUG